Messenger RNA from Cololabis saira (Pacific saury), 3426 nucleotides. Its product is annotated as NLR family CARD domain-containing protein 3-like. The record is from RefSeq and is a predicted model, not a curated record. Gene Ontology annotation, molecular function: protein binding. The coding region runs from base 1 to 3426 and encodes 1141 amino acids. The transcript has 11 exons. NCBI's taxonomy places the organism in Eukaryota, Metazoa, Chordata, Actinopteri, Beloniformes, Belonidae.
AUGGAUCAGUGUGAGGACAGAGAGGAGGGAGUCCUUCCCUCCAAAACCUCCCCCAGGGGAAAACCUGAGAGUCGGAGAGAAGAAGAGAGUGAGCCCAGCUGUGUGUCCUUGAAGAGUGACAGAUCAAGGGAUUUUUUUUUAGAUUUUAAAGAUACCCGACCUUCUUCCUCAGUGAGAGUGGACCAGCAGACCUCAGAGUCCCCCAGUGGUCCAUCUGUCCAGCAGCAUCAGACCCAGCUGGACUCCAUCUUUCAGCUGCUGAAGGACGACAUCGUCAUGUUUGUGAAGGACGAGCUGAAGACGAUCCAGAAGGUUCUGAGUCCAGAUUACCCAGAAUCCUCAGAGAGUCUGGAGGAGGAUGAAGAUGAAGAGCAGAAGAGCAUCAGAGAGGCAUUCAUGAAGAUCGCAGUGAAGUUCUUGAGGAGGAGGAAGCAGGAGAAGCUGGCUGACCUCCUACAGAGCAAUAUCGUCCCUGUUGAUUGUCAAUCCAAACUCAAAAGUGAGCUGCAGAAGAAGCACCAGCAUGUGUUUGAUGGGGUCACUAUAGCAGGAAAGAAAAUCCUUCUGGAGCAGAUCUACACGGAGCUCUACAUCACAGAGGGAGGAACCGGAGAGGUCAAUGAAGAACAUGAAGUCAGACAGAUUGAAGCAGCUUCCAGGAAACCAGAUGGAGAGGAAACAGCCAUCAGACAGGAAGACAUCUUUAAACCCCCACCUGGAAGAGAUGAACCAAUCAGAACGGUGAUGACAAAGGGAGUGGCUGGCAUCGGGAAAACAAUGUUAACACAGAAGUUCAGUCUGGACUGGGCUGAAGGAAGAACCAACCAGGACAUCCAGUUCCUGCUUCCAUUCACCUUCAGACAGCUGAAUGUGCUGAGAGAGGAGAAGUUCAGCUUGGUGGAACUAGUUCAUGGAUUCUUCUCUGAAACCAAAGGAAUCUGCAGCUUUGAAGACUUCCAGGUCGCGUUCAUCUUUGACGGUCUGGACGAGUGUCGACUUCCUCUCGACUUCCACAACCCUACAAUCGUCAGUGACCCCAGAAGGUCCACCUCAGUGGACGUGCUGCUGACAAACCUCAUCAGGGGGAACCUGCUUCCUUCUGCUCAUCUCUGGAUCACCACACGACCCGCAGCAGCCAAUCAGAUCCCUCCUUACUGUGUUGACAUGGUGACAGAAGUCAGAGGGUUCACUGACCCACAGAAGGAGGAAUACUUCAGAAAGAGGUUCAGAAAUAAGAAGCAGACCAGCAGGAUCAUCUCCCACAUCAAGACAUCACGGAGCCUCCACAUCAUGUGCCACAUCCCAGUCUUCUGCUGGAUCACUGCUACGGUCCUGGAGAACGUCCUGGAGAACGCUCUGGAAACCAGAGAGGGAAGGGAGCUGCCCAAGACCCUGACUGAGAUGUACAUCCACUUCCUGGUGGUCCAGGCCAAACUGAAGAGAGUCAAGUAUGACGGAGGAGCUGAGACGGAUCCACACUGGAGUCCAGAGAGCAGGAAGAUGGUGGAGUCCCUGGGAAAACUGGCUUUUGAGCAGCUGCAGAAAGGAAACCUGAUCUUCUAUGAACCAGACCUGAGAGAGUGUGGCAUCGAUGUCAGAGAGGCUUCAGUGUACUCAGGAGUGUUCACCCAGAUCUUUAGAGAGGAGAGCAGCCUGUACCAGGACCAGGUCUUCUGUUUCAUCCAUCUGACUGUUCAGGAGUUUCUGGCUGCUCUUCAUGUCCAUCAGACCUUCAUCAGCUCUGGAGUCAACCUGCUGGGAGAUCAGACAACCUGUCUCACAUCUGAAACACGAGAAGAAGUUCAGGAAGGGGAUGAAGAUGAUGAUGGUGAUGAUGAUGAAGAUGAAGAAACUCGCCUCUAUCAGAAAGCUGUGGACAAGACCUUACAGAGUCCAAACGGACAUCUGGACUUGUUUCUGCGCUUCCUCCUGGGUCUCUCAGUGGAGACCAAUCAGAACCUCCUACGAGGUCUGAUGACAUCAAACCAAAGAAGUUCACAAAACAAUCAGAAAACCAUCAAAUACAUCAAGGAGAAGAUCAGUGAAGACCUGUCUGCAGAGAGAAGCAUCAACCUGUUCCACUGUCUGAAUGAACUGAACGAUCGUUCUCUGGUGGAGGAGGUCCAACGGUCCCUGAGGUCUGGACGUCUCUCCACAGAUAAACUGUCUCCUGCUCAGUGGUCGGCUCUGGUCUUCAUCUUACUGUCAUCAGGAGAACUGGAGGUGUUUGACCUGAAGAAUUUCUCAGCUUCAGAGUGGGCUCUACGGAAGCUGCUGCCGGUGGUCCAAGCCUCCAAGAAAGUUCUACUGAGUGGCUGUAACCUCUCAGAGAACAUCUGUCCAGUUCUGUCCUCAGUUCUCAGCUCUCAGUCCUCCAGUCUGACAGAACUGGACCUGGGUAACAACGACCUGCAGGAUUCUGGACUGGAGAAGCUGUGUCCCGGACUGGAGAGUCCACACUGUAAACUGGAGUCUCUCAGACUGAGUGGCUGUCACCUCUCAGAGAACGUCUGUCCAGUUCUGUCCUCAGUUCUCAGCUCUCAGUCCUCCAAUCUGACAGAACUCGACCUGAGCAACAACCACCUGCAGGAUUCUGGACUGGAGAAGCUGUGUCCUGGACUGGAGAGUCCACAUUGUAAACUGGAGUCUCUCAGGCUGUCAGGCUGUCUGAUCUCAGAGGAAGGAAGUGCUUCUCUGGUCUCAGCUCUGACCUCCAACCCCUCCCACCUGAGAGAGCUGGACCUGAGGUACAACCAUCCAGGGGAGUCAGCAGGGAAGCUUCUGUCUGCUGGAUUGGAGGAUCCCCGCUUGAGGCUGGACACUCUCAGGGUGGAGCCUGCUGGACAACGAUGGUUGAGACCAGGUCUGAAGAAGUAUUCCUGUCAACUCACCAUCGACACAAACACAGUCUACAACAAGAUCAAACUGUCUGAUGACAACAGGAAGAUGACAAUUGUGGAGGAGGAUCAGUCAUAUCCUGAUCAUCCAGACAGGUUUGAUGUUCCUCCUCAGCUGCUGUGUAGAGAAGUUCUGACGGGUCGCUGUUACUGGGAGGUCCAGUGGAGCGGAGAGGCUUCUGUAUCAGUGAGUUACAAAAGAAUCAGCAGGAGAGGAAAUUCUGAUGACUGUAGGUUUGGAAGAAACGAUUAUUCCUGGAGUCUGGACUGUUAUCCAGGUGAUCAGUACCGUGUCCGACACAAUAACAGAGAAACAUCCAUUAUAUCCUCAUCUCCAUCUUCAGACUCUGGCAGUGUAUCAGUGUACGUGGACGUUCCCGCUGGAAGUCUGUCCUUCUAUGAAGUCGUCUCUGACAAACUAAUCCACCUCCACACCUUCAGCACCACCUUCACUGAACCUCUCUGUCCUGGACUUGGAUUCAGGUUCUGGUCCUGGUCUGGUUCCUCAUUGUCUCUGGGUCCAGUUUAG